GUGAAACCACAUUCACUCAUUUAUGUAGUACUAUACUAUCAUUCUCUUGUCUAGUUGAACUUUCAACUACUCAACACCAUUAUCGCAUUCCUUAUUCCCUUCGGCGAGAGAGCAACAGAGAUACAAAAUCUUGCACAAAUGGGAGAAAAAGAGGAAGGGAAAACAACUAUGAAGACAUUGGAGAAAGAAAGCAUGGAGAACAAUGAGGAACAUGUGACUGAGAGUGAUCACAAGAUUAACUACAGAGGAUGGAAGGCCAUGCCUUUCAUCAUAGGAAAUGAAACUUUUGAAAAAUUGGGUGCCAUUGGCACCUUAGCCAACCUUUUAGUCUAUCUCACCACAGUGUUCAACCUCAAGAACAUCACAGCCACCAAUAUAAUCAACAUCUUCAGCGGCAGCACCAACUUUGCUACCUUGAUAGGUGCCUUCUUAUCGGACACCUACUUUGGUCGCUACAAGACAUUAGGAUUCUGUACCUGCACUUCCUUUUUGGGAUUGAUAGUGAUACAACUUACAGCAGUAUUUAAGAAUCUGCAUCCACCUCACUGUGGAAAGGAGAGCAAAACAUGCAAAGGGCCAACUACAGGGCAAAUGGCUUUUUUGGUGUCUGGAUUCGGAUUGUUGUUGGUGGGUGCUGCAGGGGUUAGACCAUGUAAUUUGGCAUUUGGAGCUGAUCAGUUCGAUCCAAAUACAGAUUCAGGGAAAAAGGGGAUCAAUAGUUUCUUCAAUUGGUACUUUUUUACCUUCACUUUUGCUCAGAUGGUCUCUUUAACGCUAAUUGUCUAUGUACAGUCAAACGUGAGCUGGGCAAUAGGGUUGGGAAUACCAGCUGCUUUGAUGCUCAUAUCUUGUAUAGUGUAUUUCAUGGGGGCCAAAAUCUAUGUUAAAGUUAAACCAAGUGGUAGUCCUAUAACUAGUAUUGUGCAAGCUUUAGUGGUUGCAAUCAAAAAGAGGAAUCUAAAACUACCUGCAGAACCUCCAAUGCUUUUCAACUAUGUGCCUCCCAAAAGUGCUAAUUCUAAGCUACCUUACACGUAUCAGUUCAGGAUAUUGGAUAAAGCAGCCAUUGUGACCCCACAAGACAAAAUAAACCAAGAUGGAUCUGCAGCUGAUCCAUGGAAUCUUUCCAGCAUACAGCAAGUGGAGGAGGUGAAAUGUGUGGUGAGAGUGUUGCCUAUAUGGUUUUCAGCCAUUUUGUAUCAUCUAGUCAUUGUCCAAAUGCACACUCUCCUAGUGUUUCAAGCCCUUCAAUCUGAUAGGCGUUUUGGACAUAGCAACUUCAAGAUCCCUGGUGCAUCCUACAAUGUCUUCUUAAUGUUGAGCAUGACCUUGUGGCUACCAAUUUAUGAUAGAAUAGUAGUCCCUUUUCUGCGUAGAGUCACAGGUAAAGAGGGUGGCAUCACACUCCUUCAGAGGAUGGGAAUUGGCAUUUUUCUCUCAGCGCUAAGCAUGCUAGUAGCUGCUGUAGUUGAAGAGCAUAGAAGAAGUUUGGCUCUAACCAAACCUAUAGGAAUGCAACCAAGAAAAGGUGCUAUUUCAUCAAUGUCAGGACUAUGGUUAAUUCCUCAGUUAGCUCUAGCUGGUCUAUCUGAAACAUUUACUGCGGUUGGACAAGUUGAAUUGUACUAUAAGGAAUUCCCUGAGAAUAUGAGAAGCAUUGCAGGCUCACUUUUCUACUGUGGCAUGGCGGGGUCUAGUUAUUUGAGUACUUUUCUGAUUUCAAUUGUUCAUAGAAUCACCGCCAAAUCUGCAAUGGGGAAUUGGUUGCCAGAAGAUCUUAACAAGGGGAGAUUGGAUUUCUUUUAUUACAUGAUUGCUGCUCUAGAAAUCAUGAAUUUGGGGUACUUUCUAAUGUGUUCAAGGUGGUACAAGUAUAAAGAAACUAGCAGCAGUAACCUUGAACUUAACCAAAUGCCCAAACAAUCUGAAACAUCCACUAUUAGUGUGUAACGCUAUGUAAUAUAUGAAAUUGUUAUAAUAAUAGUUAUAGGUAGAAUUUAAAGUAAUUUAUUUUCAGCCUUAACGAAAAAAUAUAUGUUGUUACUCUUUAUAUUCAUCUUCAUACUUUAUCUUA
Messenger RNA from Cajanus cajan (pigeon pea), 2074 nucleotides. Its product is annotated as protein NRT1/ PTR FAMILY 2.9. The record is from RefSeq and is a predicted model, not a curated record. Gene Ontology annotation, biological process: transmembrane transport. NCBI's taxonomy places the organism in Eukaryota, Viridiplantae, Streptophyta, Magnoliopsida, Fabales, Fabaceae. Gene Ontology annotation, cellular component: membrane. Gene Ontology annotation, molecular function: transmembrane transporter activity.